Molecule: messenger RNA, 1716 nt
Organism: Penicillium bovifimosum
Lineage: Eukaryota; Fungi; Ascomycota; Eurotiomycetes; Eurotiales; Aspergillaceae
Product: ammonium transporter
Exons: 3
Coding region: 1-1716 (571 amino acids)
Biological process (GO): ammonium transmembrane transport
Cellular component (GO): plasma membrane
Molecular function (GO): ammonium channel activity
Source: RefSeq, a predicted model, not a curated record
AUGGCGUUCAACGGGAAAGCCCCGUACGCCCCGGACUAUGCUUCCUACAACUGGAUUGGAGCACCCGCCAACUUCGAACUCGCGACCAACUCAGACUUGGGCGGCGAUUCCCGCACCGAAAAUGUGAAUAAAUGGUUCCAAUCCGGCGACCAGGCCUACAUUAUCGUGGCCUCGGCCAUGGUCAUGGUCAUGAUUCCCGGUCUCGGCUUCUUGUACUCGGGAUUGGCUCGUCGAAAGUCCGCUCUCAGCAUGAUCUGGGCCUGUAUGGCUUCCUUCUCUGUUGUGACUUUCCAGUGGUAUUUCUGGGGUUACUCACUUGCUUUCUCGACGACUGCUACCAAUGGUUAUAUCGGCAACUUGCGCAACUUCGGGUUAAUGAAGACCUUGGCUGAUCCAAGCCCCGGUUCUCCACUGAUCCCUGGUUUGCUCUUUGCUUUCUAUGAGAUGCAAUUUUGUGGCGUCACAGCAGCUAUUGUUAUGGGAGCUGUCGCCGAGCGCGGUCGACUUCUUCCUGCCAUGGUCUUCACUUUCAUCUGGGCUACUAUCGUCUACUGCCCGCUGAGCUGCUGGAUCUGGAACAGUAACGGCUGGGCAUUCCAAUACGGUGUUAUGGAUUACGCCGGUGGUGGUCCCGUCGAAAUCGGAUCCGGUUUUACAGCCCUCGCCUACUCGAUGGUCCUUGGUCGCCGACAAGAACGCAUGAUGCUGAACUUCCGUCCACACAACGUCUCCCUCAUCCUCCUCGGUACCGUCUUCCUCUGGUUCGGCUGGCUCGCAUUCAACGGUGGUUCCGCGUUCGGAGCCAACCUGCGGGCAACCAUGGCCUGCUGGAACACUAACUUGACCGCGGCUUUCGCGGCCAUCACUUGGGUUCUGCUCGAUUGGCGCCUGGCGCGCAAGUGGUCGAUGGUCGGCUGGUGUUCCGGUACCAUUUCAGGACUUGUCGCUGCGACCCCGGCUUCCGGUUUCAUCUCUCCCUGGGCUAGCGUGAUCCUCGGCAUUGUGACCGGCGUUGUUUGCAAUUACUCCACCAAGAUCAAGUACUGGAUCCGGAUUGACGACUCUAUGGAUGUGUUGGCAGAGCACGGUAUCGCCGGUAUCAUCGGUCUGAUCUUCAACGCGCUCUUUGGCGACGACGCCAUCGUUGGCCUGGACGGUGUCAACACCGGCGCUGGCGUCGGCGGCUGGGUGAUCCACAACUACAAGCAGCUGUACAUUCAAAUCGCCUAUAUCGUGGCCACCGCCUCUUACACCUUCGUCAUGUCCGCCAUUAUCGCCUAUGCCAUCAAUGCCAUCCCGGGAUUGCAACUGCGUGCCUCCGAGGAAGCCGAACUCCUCGGCAUGGACGACGACCAGCUCGGCGAGUUCGCCUACGACUACGUCGAGGUCCGUCGCGACUACCUCGCCUGGACCCCACAGAACCACGACCAGCUCGAAGACGGCCACCAAGUCCCUGCCGCGCAGCGCUACGGUAUCGGCGAGCACAGCGAGAUGAUGCUCGGCAGCCCGCCGCGCGAAAUGAUGCUCGAGGGCCACUCACCACCCAACGGCGAGGUCGGCCGGAGCAGUCGCGGCGGCAGCGAAGGUGACAUGGCCAUGCACGAAAUUAAGAUGGCCCCUGCUCCUCGCCAGGUUGCUGAGCAACAUCCGCCCAACACACAGCAGGGCGCCGAGCCUGUUGUACUGAAACCGGUCAACGAGAAGACGGAGGACUAA